Eleginops maclovinus (Patagonian blennie) is the source of this 8030-nucleotide messenger RNA. RefSeq names its product IQ motif and Sec7 domain ArfGEF 2b (gene iqsec2b). Gene Ontology annotation, molecular function: protein binding; guanyl-nucleotide exchange factor activity. The record is from RefSeq and is a predicted model, not a curated record. NCBI's taxonomy places the organism in Eukaryota, Metazoa, Chordata, Actinopteri, Perciformes, Eleginopidae. Gene Ontology annotation, biological process: actin cytoskeleton organization; regulation of ARF protein signal transduction. Bases 1168 to 5658 code for a protein of 1496 amino acids. The transcript has 14 exons.
CGUUCAAGAGGGAGAAAAGCCUCGCGCAUCUCCGCAGUUCAGCCGCUCGAGCAGCGAAAAAACCUGCGCGUGUUUCACCGCAAAGACGACCCUCUGCUGCACAGCAACCGGAUUACCGCACACCCGCAAACACCCCUCAGAUAAGUAGGAAAAACUCUCCUUUCAAAGGCGCUUCUACAUCUGGCUCUGCUUGUUAACACUUUGCGUUAAUUAACCGGAUAGUUGUUGAUCAUAAGGAGUUUUUUUUUGAGUGUAAAGUGCAUUAUUCUUGGAUGAAAAAAGCGCACACUAUUGGGAACUAUAAUAAGAAAUUAAAGCGCUGUAGGAUGUAGUUCUUUUUGGGUUUUUUUUGGAGGAUCUGGACCUGCAGAAUGAACUCAGAGAGCCUCUGCUUACUUUCUGUGCCGUAAGGACACACCGAGCCAUGGGUUGAAAAAGCGACCAUGAUAGACUGCGGGGAUGUUCACCGUGGGAGGGAGCAGGAUUUUCUGUGUUAUGUAAUGAUUGACAGUGCCUGAUAAUUAGAGGUAGAUCAGAAAAAUCACCCCCCCCCCACCCCCCCUAUCCCCCCUUCCCUUGUAUGUCAACGAGUGCGUUUGGCAUGUAAGGUGUUUUUAAUGAAUACAACUUAAAGUUAAUUAACAGGAGACCAGUCAGAGGAUAAAUUGGUGUUCUGCUUGAUAUUGACAUUUUCUUUUGACUAGAGAGCCAGUUAAGCAUUUUUGAUUAACCUCAUUUAGAUCAUACUUACCUUUGUCACCUCCUCCCCCAUCCGAUCUGUUUUUGUUUAUUUUAAUUAUAUUUUGAGUUAAUCACCACCAUGAAGCCCCUCACUCUUGAUCUGCUCCAUGCUGUUUUGGCAUCGUCCUCUAAAAUGACUUCAGGAAAGCGGUUUCUUUUUGAUUCUCGGUGUUGCAUAAUUCCUAACUGCUUCUAAAAUGCUGUGAUGUUAAUUCUCGCCCUCAGAUUUGGGGAUAUGUAGUCAUUCUUCUCAACCUCUGUGUGACUUCCUGUUUCUUAACACCUGUAGCGAUUUAGUCAAUCUUCACUCGAGCCUUCGUCGGUCCCUCCCUCCCCCCCACUCAUUAGGGCUGGUGGGGGGGGUAGGAUCUCGGGCCUCUCAGGGGGUUUCGAACCUGUGGUGGUCAUAGGCAGGACUCCACAACCAUGGAGACCAGCCCGGAGAGCCCCAACCGGGCCGUGGAGUAUCUCCUGGAGCUCAACAACAUCAUCGAGAGCCAGGCCAAGCUCCUGGAGACGCAGCGGCGCCGCAUCGAGGAGCUGGAGGGCCAACUGGACCGGGUCAGCCAGGAGAACCAGGGCCUGAGGCAGGACCGCACUCCGGAGCAGAACCACAACCACAGCCAGCCCCCGGCACUCCCCGGACAUCAUGGCGGCGGCGGCGGCGGCGGCGGCGGCGGCGGCGGCGGGAACGUUAGCACGGCGACGGCUCAGGUCUCAGCUGCUUCCUCUUCUUCCGCGACCCCCGCGCCCGGCAGGGAGAGGAGGAGCCACACCAGGCUGACCCGAGGCGUCUCAUGCGGAUCCUCCAGCGGGCUCGAACGCACAGACAGCACCGACACCAACACCAGCUCCACCAUGCGCCGAAAUGUGGAAGGGGAUCCUCCAGAGACGGGCCCCCGCAAAGAAACCUCCUUCAUCCAGCAGACCCCUUACCUGCGAGGCUCUGAGCGUUACACUGACAGCAGCCCUGCGGCCCCCGGGUCUAGGGAACCUUCAUGCGUGUCGGCCCCCAGCUCAGCGAGCCUGGCCUGGGCCCUGCGGAGCCGCCACCAGCCCGCCAGCCUGGCCCUCCGCAAGCAGGAGGAAGAGGAGAAUAAGAGGUGCAAGGCGCUGUCCGACAGCUACGAACUCUCCACUGACCUGCAGGAUAAGAAGGUGGAGAUGCUGGAGAGGAAGUACGGAGGCUCCUUCGUCAGUCGCAGAGCAGCGAGGACCAUCCAGACGGCGUUCAGACAGUACCGCAUGAACAAGAACUUCGAGCGCCUGCGCAGCUCGGCGUCCGAGAGCCGCAUGACGCGCCGCAUCAUCCUGUCCAACAUGAGGCUGCAGUACUCCUUCGACGAGCGGCAGCCGCAGCAGCAGGCCCAGACUCAGACCAACUUCACCCACAACGUGGCCAUCGGACCCCCCCACUCCCCAGACCCCGACCGGCCUGGAGACUACACACACCUGGAGGACUCCUUCUCCAAACAGGUGAAGUCUCUCGCCGACUCCAUAGACGACGCCCUCACCUGCCGCGCGGGUCGCGAUGAUUCCCAGGAGGGCAGCAGGGAGGGGGGGGUUCUCAGCGAGGACUUUGGAGAGUGUGUGUGGAGCAGCAGCAGCAACCCAUCCUCCCAGCGGGGGCUAGGGGAGCGCGCCCGGGGGGCGGGUGGGGGCCUCAGCAUGCACGGAGACAGCACGGCCACCUCCUACAGCGACGUCACACUCUACAUGGACGACGGCAUGCCCUCCUCACCGCUGUCCCUGGACCGGGCCCCCAGCAGCACGGAUACAGAGUACUGGGGCCCCGGCGGGGGAGUGGGAGGGCGUGAGGACAGCAGGGACACAGAGGGGGGGGGCAGCAGUAACAGUCGGCGCAGCACACCGUGCACCGAGUGCCGGGAUUACCGUCUGAGAGGAGCUCACCUGCCGCUGCUCACCAUCGAGCCCCCCAGCGACAGCUCCGUGGACAUGAGCGACCGCUCCGACCGCGGCUCCCUCACCCGGCAGCUGGUGUAUGAGCAGGAGCCAGUGGGGGGGGCCGGCUCACCUCAGGGGACCCUCAAACACUCCCCCAACACAGGAACCCGCCCCCCCUCCACGGCGGCCGCCCAGGGUCAGACCCGGCCGCCGGGCAGAGUCAUCCCCACACACAUCCCCCACCAGGUGGCUGCACACCACCACCAUCACCACCACCCCAUCCACCACCACCAGUACCCCGACACCCCCUCCUCCUCCUCCUCCCCCCAGCAACCCCCCACCACCCCCCUGUCCUCCUCCUCCUCCACGGCGCUGCCCCCUGGGGGUCUGGAGCAGCCCUGCUGCUCGGACGGAGACAACGACUCGCUCAACUCCACCACCAACUCCAACGAGACGGUGAACUGCAGCUCGGGCUCCUCGUCUCAGGACAGCCUGCGGGAGCCGCUGCCCCCCCUCGGGAAGCAGACCUACCAAAGGGAGUGCCGCCACAGCUGGGACUCCCCCCCCUUCAACAGCGACGUGGUGCAGAGGCGGCAGUACCGCAUCGGACUCAACCUGUUCAACAAGAAGCCAGAGAAGGGGAUCCAGUACCUGAUAGAGAGAGGGUUCGUCUCGGACACUCCGGUUGGGAUCGCUCGCUUCAUCCUGGAGAGGAAGGGCCUCAGCCGGCAGAUGAUCGGAGAGUUCCUGGGGAACCGACAGAAACAAUUCAACAAGGACGUGUUAGACUGUGUGGUGGAUGAGAUGGACUUCUCAGGGAUGGACCUGGACGACGCUCUCAGGAAGUUCCAGGCUCAGAUUAAAGUUCAGGGAGAGGCUCAGAAGGUGGAGCGGCUCAUCGAGGCGUUCAGUCAGAGGUACUGUGUGUGUAAUCCCACGCUGGUCCGGCAGUUCCAGAACCCGGACACCAUCUUCAUCCUUGCCUUCGCCAUCAUCCUCCUCAACACGGACAUGUACAGCCCCAACGUGAAGGCGGAGCGGAAGAUGAAGCUCGAGGAUUUCAUCAAGAAUCUGAGAGGAGUGGACAACGGUCAGGACAUCCCGCGGGACCUGCUGGUGGGGAUCUACCAGCGGAUCCAGAAGUGGGAGCUGCGCACCAACGAUGACCACGUGUCUCAAGUGCAGGCAGUGGAGAGAGUCAUUGUGGGCAAGAAGCCUGUGCUGUCCCUCCCCCACCGCCGGCUGGUGUGCUGCUGCCAGCUGUACGAGGUGCCGGACCCCAACAGACCCCAGAGGACGGGGGUGCACCAGAGAGAGGUGUUCCUGUUCAACGACCUGCUGGUGGUGACCAAAAUCUUCCAGAAGAAGAAAACCUCAGUGACUUACAGUUUCAGACAAUCGUUCCCUCUGGUGGAGAUGCAGGUGCACAUGUUCCAGAACUCAUACUACCCUCACGGUAUCCGCCUUACCACCGCGGUGAUCGAGGGGGAUAGGAAGGUCCUGAUCGUGUUUAUGGCCCCCAGUCAGCAGGACCGAACCCGCUUUGUGAGCGACCUCAGGGAGAGCAUCGCUGAAGUGCAGGAGAUGGAGAAAUACAGGGUGGAAUCGGAGUUGGAGAAACAGAAAGGUGUGAUGCGGCCCAGCCUGCUCACAGGAGGUGUGGUUGGAGGCGUCGGUGUGAAGAGUGAUGUUGUGAACGGCACCCUGGGGAGGACGAGCUUCGAUGACUCAGUGGGUGAUGGUCUCAAACGCACUGCGCUCAGCUCAUCUCUCAGGGACCUAUCAGACGCAGGGAAACGUGGUCGCAGGAACAGUGUUGGUUCUCUGGACAGUACCAUGGAAGGUUCCAUCAUUAGCAGCCCCGUGCCUCACCAGCGCUACCAGCUGCCCGGCUGCUACGCCACAGAAGACUUCCGGCCUCAUCGCCCCAUCCUGAGCCCCGGAUCGGGGGUGGGGGGUGGGCCGGGGCAGCAACACACCACUGCUGGGACAGGAGUUGGGGGAGUCUCCAGCAGUGUAGAGAGAGCAGGAGCGGGGGUGAGCGGUCCUGGGGGGGGCAUCAGCAGCAGCAGCAACAACAACAGCAGCAGCGGCUCCUUCCUGGGAUCCCUCUUCGGCAGCAAACGCGCCAAACCACCUGGGCCCCUUAUUCCACCGGGGCCACCUUACCCCGCACCUGUACCCCCACCGACUACGGGAGGGCCCCCUCCUCACUCCCCGUCAUCGUUGUGCCAGAUGGACGGGGGCCCUUCCAAGAUCCAGGCGCUGCACGCUCAGUACUGUCACGUGGGCAGCGUGCAGCCCCCCCCACCGUACUACCAUCACCAUCGCUACCACGUUCAGACUGUGCCGCCGCCGCUGCAAGGCGUGGCCCCCCAUGCUAUGCAGAGAGGCCCGCUACAAUGUCGUCCGCCGCUCGGCGUCCACCCGCCGCUGGCCCAUCUCUCCCAGCUCUCCCAGCAUGGGCUACCGGGUCGCUACGGCAACAUGGUGGUGGGGUGUCCCCCCCCCCUUUCUCCUCUCUCCCAACACUCCCCGAACCCUCAGUUUACUCUGUAUCACUCCAUCAGAGGUGGGGGCCUGCCUGGUACCAAACUCCCCCUCACCUUGUCUCACUCCCACCCGCACCCCCACGCACACUCCCAAACCCACCCCGGACACGUGCACACGCCCCACCCGGGCUCCCACUCCACCCACCAAACCCACUUCAUCUUCGGCACGCUGCCCCACAGCCUGCCGUCCGCCUCCGUCAACGCUGUGCAUCACGCGGCGAGCGCCGGCCCGUAUCUGCCCCAGUACCCUCCUCUUUCUUCAAUCCCCCCUCCCCCACCGCACUCCCCUUUACCCCCCCCUUCGUCCCCCCUUACCCCUCUUACACCUCUCUCCCCUCUCCCCCCCCAGCACCCCGGGCAGCCUCAGCAGGGGCCGCUGGUGACAGGGGCCGGAGCGACAGGUACAGGGGGCAGCAGCUCCAAAUCCAAGCCUAUCAACCGGAUAAGCACCGUGGUGUGAGCAGGACGUGGGGCCCCCGGGGUCCGAGGUCAGAUUACAGGGUGGGGGACGAGGCGGGCAGAUCCAGGUCCAGGACCAAGUCUGCCCGGACGGAGAGCAACAGCAGCAGCAGCGCCAGCGACAAGAGGAAACGCAGCUUGCUUCGUCUCUGUUACUUUCACCUCCGCUUCCCACACAUGUAGGUGGAGACAGGGAGCACAGCCAGGGAGCGGAACAGCAUGUGCACACGUCUUAGAAACCUGCUCACACACAUAUGAAUACAUAUUUUAAAAAGUCUAUAGCCAUAUAAUUUAAGAUGAAUCUAUAACUAGAUAUUUAUCACCUCAGUUUUAAUCGUCUAGUUGAGUCUGUUGGAGACAUGUACAGUACGGGGAAAACAGAGAUCAUAUAUCCAGCUGCUUACACGGGGUGUACAUAACAACGUUCAGGCGGAGUUUGGCAUUUAAAAACAGCAGAAAGUUGCAAAAAAAAUGUCCAUUGACUUUGCAAUAAUUUACUCGGCUUCACGAUGUCUUCGUCCACUUUUGCAAGUUCCGCUUUGCUGAGAGGCGUCUUUUUUGUCUUUCUAAAGAAGACCAGGGAUGUGCUGCUUUGUCUUAAAGCCAGUGCACGGUUUCCUGACGGUCUUUUUGCUUAACGUACUUCAACAGGAGCCACCUGGCUUUAUAACGGGGUGUGGAAAAUACAAUCAAUCAUAUAUUUUGAAUGUUUCUGAAGCUUCUUGCCGUUUUAUCGAUAUUAUAAUAUACCUGCUACGAUGAAUAUUGUACGAUAAUUGUUUUGAUCGGUGAUUAAUUAUAUCAGCAGAUGUUUGUACAUGGUUAUAGAAAGUAUAUGCACAUAUAAAUUCCCUCCGUUUACCAUGACUUCUCGAGGGCGUUGCAAUAUGUGACGUGUGAUUUAUUUCCAUUGUACCACGCUUUCCAUUCGCCUUUUUAAUUAUGAGUAUUAUUAGUUGUUGAAAAUUAAUGAGGUUUGGUGUUAUUUAAAAUGUUAACACCAACAAUAUUCCUCCUUUUCUGCUUGUGAGCAAUUUGGUUGAAGAACAAAACGUGAAUCUGAAGAGGCCCUAUUAUGCUUUCUGUCGUUUUCACAUUGUAUGUGAUAGGCUAAGGGGCGGGACAUCUCUAAGCGGUUGACCAAUCACAACAGAGCCGGCCAGCUACCCAAUCAGAGCAGACUGGGCUCUGGUUUCAGACAGAGGGUGAAAAGAGACAGGCAGUAUGAGAAAAAUAAAGAGCUUUAUGAACAUUAAAGCAUGGAGACAUGUCCCAGUAGAGGAAAUAAAUACUGAUAUGAACCUGAAAAUGAGCAUAAAAGGGCCCCUUUAAAAGAUAUAUUUGAGUUAUUGUUGCAUUUUUAUUUAAAUAUUUAUGAGGAAAACAAGCUUUUGUGGAAAUUGGAAAGACUCCCUCUAUGCUAGCCUCCUCACAGUCAUCAGAUUUAGCCAUUGUGAGUUUUUCUAUGUUUUGAAGAAGCACGCUUUACAUGAGGUUUUGUGGUUUUGCACACGUGAUGUCUUAAGUCAGAAAUGGCCUUCUUCUGAUUCUCUCUCUUCUGCCACUUUUAGAAAAAUCUCUUAAUACAUUUUUUGAUGCUCUAGCAUCCCACUGAGGGCUUCUUGUUUUAGAAAAACAACAACAACAACAAGAGUCAAGAAUGUAAAAUAGCCUGCAGGUACUUAACGUGUUCCCCUUUUUUUCCCCCUUGUGUAACUGUUUUUGCUACUGCGGGUUUUAGGGGUGUAUAUGAGCACUGAUGUCGUUUACCUUCAGUGCCAUUGAUUGGGAAAACAUAAUAUUCUGAAUCAGGGGAGAAUGAAUGGUAAAGUAAAGAGUCAACUACUGAACGAGAUGGCAAAGUGUAAGAAGAUCUGAAUCACAAAGGAUUUAAGGAGGUUUGGGGAGGGUCACGGAUGUCAGAUGAAGAUUUUAUAUGUGUUGGCUAGCCUUUUCUUUUUAUUGUGUCCUUUUUCUUGCAUGAAUAUAUCUGCACUUAUUGAAUAGAUUGUACUGUAUAAAUCUGAAUGUACAUAUUAUACUAUACAGAGGCUUAUGGGAUGAACUAUUCAGGUGCGUGCAUGUGAGUGCCACUAAGUAUGUACAUACAGGAGAAGAGACGGGGAUAGGAGACGUUGGCCAUACGGAAAUUUACCUAUUUUUCUUUUCUUAUUAUUUCCAACUGAAGGUGAGAGAAUGAGUUACCUUGAUAUAAAUUAAAGCCUAAAAAAAGUUUCUAUGUCAGUGCACUUAUUGAUAUCAUUUAAAAGGAAUGAUAUCAAUUUUUCCUUUGUGUAUGUAUUAUGUGAACUGAAAGAAUAGAGAUUUGAGAUGUGAAUAUUUAUUGCUAAAUUAAAGUGUCCUUGCAGUGAA